UAAUAUUAAUAAUAAUAAUAAUAACAAGUAUUACUAUUCUUUUUGAAAUAUUCAAAUAUACUUGGAGUAUUGGUGUAUUGAAUUUAGUUGUGAAUAACAAACACUUGGAAAUAAAAAUUACAAAUACAUAUAUAUAUAUAUAUGAACAUAUUGCGUGGGUGUGUAUUUGUUAUUUUUCUAUAUUAACUACAAGGAGAUAAUAAUAUAAAUAAUAUAAUUUAAUUGUUCUGUAAUUGAAUUCAUUGAAUUUUAAUUAUUUCUAUAUACACGAUUUCUAUCAGAACCCAACGAUGUUCAGAAUAAAUAAAUCGGUGACUUUCACAUGUAUUGCACUGCUCAUUUGUCUUAUUUUACUAGUAAACAGUACACUGAGUAUGCGCACAAACAAUGAAAUAAUGGAAUUACCUGACAGUUAUUCACCAGAAUAUGAACGUUUAUGGUCAAGUCGACCAAGAUUCUUAUAUCCCAGUGCAUAUUUACGACCAUACAGAGCACCGUUUUAUCAAGAUACUAUAGAGAAAAAAAAUCGUAAAAUUGAUCAAUCAUUUUAUUCUUAUUAUGGUUAAAGAUUUUAUGUUUGAUCAAAUGUGUACGAUGGGUUAUAAUCAUCAAAUUACUUGAAACAUUGAAAAAAAAUAAUGGAUUGUCGACAUUUCAAACUUGUUUACAUUUUCCAUGGAAAUAUAAAAUUUCAUCAAUAAUCACAAUAAAAAAAAGUUUUGUUGUCUUAAAAAAUUUUUAAAAAACUGUUCUCUUUUUUUUCCACUAAAAUUCUUUACAAUAAGUUCUGCUUAUUAUAAUGUUUUGAAAUAGAAACAUGACUAUUGUAAAAG
This is a messenger RNA of Schistosoma bovis, 833 nucleotides long. The record is from the annotation of a GenBank genome assembly. Lineage: Eukaryota; Metazoa; Platyhelminthes; Trematoda; Strigeidida; Schistosomatidae.